CACACAUCCACUCAUACAAGAUGGAUAAUCUAGUGUUAUGUGAAGCAAACAAUGUUCCUCUAACGCCCAUAACGUUCUUGAAGAGAGCUUCGGAGUGUUAUCCCAACCGAACUUCGAUAAUCUACGGGCAAACUCGCUUCACUUGGCCUCAGACUUAUGACCGUUGCUGUCGUCUAGCUGCUUCUCUCCUCUCUCUUAACAUCACCCGAAACGACGUUGUCUCGAUUUUGGCCCCAAACGUACCUGCCAUGUACGAGAUGCACUUUAGCGUUCCCAUGACCGGAGCCGUACUUAACCCCAUUAACACCCGUCUUGACGCCAAAACCAUAGCCAUCAUUCUCCGCCACGCCGAGCCAAAGAUCUUAUUUGUGGACUACGAGUUUGCUCCUUUGAUCCAAGAAGUCCUCCGUCUCAUACCCACUUACCAGUCACAACCGCAUCCGCGGAUCAUAUUAAUUAACGAGAUUGAUUCCACUACAAAGCCUUUCUCCAAGGAGUUAGACUACGAGGGUCUCAUCCGAAAAGGAGAACCUACGCCAUCCUCCUCCGCAAGCAUGUUCCGUGUCCACAACGAGCAUGACCCUAUCUCCUUGAACUACACGUCAGGUACCACGGCAGACCCAAAAGGUGUGGUGAUUAGCCACCAAGGAGCCUACUUGAGCGCUUUGAGCUCCAUUAUUGGCUGGGAAAUGGGGAUUUUCCCUGUCUACCUCUGGACACUACCUAUGUUUCAUUGCAAUGGAUGGACGCACACGUGGUCCGUCGCUGCUCGUGGUGGUACUAAUGUAUGCAUCAGACAUGUCACUGCUCCAGAGAUCUAUAAGAACAUAGAAUUGCAUGGCGUGACUCACAUGUCAUGUGUUCCUACGGUCUUUAGGUUUCUCCUUGAAGGAAGUCGAACCGACCAGUCACCCAAGUCCUCGCCGGUUCAGGUGUUGACUGGAGGUUCUUCUCCUCCGGCUGUCCUUAUAAAGAAAGUUGAGCAGCUGGGGUUUCACGUGAUGCAUGGCUAUGGGCUUACAGAGGCCACCGGCCCGGUUCUCUUUUGUGAAUGGCAAGACGAGUGGAACAAACUACCAGAGCAUCAACAGAUAGAGCUACAACAAAGGCAAGGUGUAAGGAACCUAACCCUAGCCGACGUUGACGUGAAGAACACGAAAACUCUAGAGAGUGUCCCACGCGACGGGAAGACAAUGGGAGAAAUUGUUAUUAAAGGAAGCAGCCUAAUGAAAGGGUAUCUAAAGAAUCCUAAAGCAACAUCUGAAGCAUUUAAACACGGAUGGCUUAACACGGGAGACAUAGGUGUGAUUCAUCCUGAUGGAUAUGUAGAGAUCAAAGAUCGAUCCAAAGACAUCAUAAUCUCGGGAGGUGAGAACAUAAGUAGUAUUGAGGUCGAGAAAGUUCUUUACAUGUAUCAGGAAGUGCUCGAGGCUGCGGUUGUAGCCAUGCCUCAUCCUCUAUGGGGUGAAACCCCGUGUGCGUUUGUUGUUCUAAAGAAGGGUGAAGAGGGAUUGGUGACUAGUGAAGGAGAUCUCAUUAAAUAUUGCCGUGAGAAUAUGCCGCAUUUUAUGUGUCCGAAAAAGGUGGUGUUCUUUCAAGAGCUUCCAAAGAAUAGUAACGGAAAGAUCCUAAAGUCUAAGUUGAGAGACAUCGCUAAGGCAUUGGUGGUCAGGGAGGACGAUGCCGGCUCCAAGAAAGUUCAUCAACGCAGUAUCGAACACGUUAGUUCGAGGCUUUAGCGUUACUAUUCAUCGAUGUGUUUAUGUAUAUGCGUAUGUUUGGAUUGAUAUGUUUCUUAGUUUACAUGUAUGGAUUGUUAAAUUUACGCUAAUAAUUAAAAUGAAGUUAUUCAAC
Arabidopsis thaliana (thale cress) is the source of this 1854-nucleotide messenger RNA. RefSeq names its product AMP-dependent synthetase and ligase family protein (gene AAE11). Gene Ontology annotation, cellular component: peroxisome. Lineage: Eukaryota; Viridiplantae; Streptophyta; Magnoliopsida; Brassicales; Brassicaceae. The record is from RefSeq and is marked reviewed. Bases 21 to 1739 code for a protein of 572 amino acids. The transcript is spliced from 3 exons. Gene Ontology annotation, molecular function: medium-chain fatty acid-CoA ligase activity.